AUAACAAUAGGGAAGAGAAGAAAAACCUGCAACGAAUAGUUUACUGUUGGGACCAGGUGGACACUCGGGGCUAUGAACUGUUGCGAAAGCUCUUCCGGCAAUGGAGGACAGAGUUCUGCGCAUCGUAGUCGAACUGAGCUGAAUGGAAACGUUUUUGUUUUUCCCUUCCCGACAAACAAUGUAGGUCAGAGGAAAUUUCAGGCAAGGGAUUCAACCGUUUUUGGGUUGGGCUGGCGCUAUUUGGGCUUUCAGGUUAUUGGGCUUACCGAGAGAUGGGCCGGGUUCUAUUAGUGGCUCUUUUAUCCGUCCCAAGAGAAAUUAGUUGCAGAGUUUGCAGCCAUUGGUGGCGGCGUCGGUCGGAGUUCUGCUGCAGCAGACGACAGCGGAGAGCAAAGGGCUGGGGUGUAGUGAUAUAUGAGUUUAGGUACUGGAAUGUAAUUGUGUUUGGAGUGAACGACGAUUCAUCUGCAAAGCAAAAACCCUUCUCGUCUCUUUUUCCCCCUCUAUUCGGCCUUUCUUCACUCUCUCUCUCUCUUCUUCUUCUGGUUCUUGAAUCGAUCGCUGUACUGAUCAAUUUACCUCCUCCGUCACGUUUUGUUGACAAAGGUCAGUACUUUUCUCUACAUUUUAUAUCGCUAAACCUUAGAAUCUAGAGGGUUUUGUCCCGGCUGCACUUUUCCUUAAACCCUUUUCCUCAGAAUCCCAAUCAAGCAUUCCUUGUUUAUGCUCUGUUCGCGAACUAGGAGAUUUGAAUUAUGUAAGCUAUUAAUUCUUAGCAGUAAAUUGCUUUGUUGUCAAAUCUCCUGUUGAUUUGCCAGAUUUUGGGGUCUUUAGUUGGUUGAUGUAUAAGGGGAUGGAUGAGAGAGUGAGUUGCUAUAUAAUCAUUGCUUCCUGAACUGGUUCAGCAUAAGCAUCCCAAUAGGGUUUAAGACAUGGAAAAAAAUUGUGUGCAGCGUUCAUUAUGCGGUACCUGAUAUUGCUUUUCGAAUGUCUGAAGACGAUUCGAGUUGGGGUCUUGAUAUAUAUGCACUGUGUUGGCCCAAGACUUAUUUUUGUUGUCACGAUUCGCUUAUGGUCGGUUAUCUACCAUCUGUAGUUUGUUAAUCUUAAUAACAAUGUUAGAGCCUGCAGUUUUGCUGAGAUGGUGUGUGGAUCCGUAGUUCUGUUUAGCAUAGGAAAUGCGGUUCCUUGGAAUUUGCAAGGUUUUCCAUGGCUGAAGAAACAUUAUAAUGAUGAUUUUGUUUUCAUUUCUGCAUAUGGAUGGUUAGUGAUUCACACUUUGCCAUGAAUCCAAGCAGCUCAUUGAGAUGCUGCAUAUCUUCAGUGAUGUGAGUUUGCUAAAUAUUUGGAUUGGCUACUUCUGCUGCUUUCCCCUCUCUGGGGCUUCCGGUUUUACCCGCGCUCUCUGAAUUUAUUUGCAACAAGUUGCAGCAACUUGCGGGCUUAAGAGUGUGCAGCCAAUCUUUCGGGCAGCUAGAUGGUUAAGAUGGGGGAUAUUUGCAAUAGGCUUGAGGCGGUGUGAUUAUAAAAGUUUGAUUGUAUUCAAACUUGUCUUAAUCAUUAAUGUAGAAAUUGUACACUAUGAUAAAUUGGACCAGGCUUUUAGUUUCUAUGACCAAUCUAAGCCCCUCGAAUGAAUUGGUUAUGCUUCAUGAUUGAAACAUGACAUUGUUAUUUAUCAACCUUUGCUUUCAGAAAGUGAAAAAGGAAAGGAAAGGAAACUGAAAGGAAAUGAAUGGUUUCAAGGCCUUCAAAGCACAAGUCCCAAUCGCAUGGAGUCCGCGGCUGUACAUAACUCUGGUGAGAGGGAUUCCUGGGACCAGGAGACUCCAUAGGCGCACCCUGGAGGCAUUGAAUCUCACCAAGUGCAACCGAACUGUAACACGGGCCAAUUGUUCUUCCAUUAGAGGAAUGCUUAACCAGGUAAAGAGGCUGAUUGUGAUUGAGACUGAGGAGAUGUACAAUGCUCGUAAGCAGAAUCUCGCUAACCACAAAUCUGUUCGCCCUCCGGUGGUUGUCGGGCACUCUCCUCCAAUCGCUGCAAGUAGCUCUUCCUCAUAGACCCUUUUAUAUCAUGUUCUUACGAUGUUCUUUAGAUGUCAGCUCUAGUUUUGGUGCGAGACAGCAAUUUGCUUGGUUCUUCUUCCAAAGUUGUACCAGCUAUGCAAAAUGCCUAGUAGCUUUUUUCGAACUUCCAGAAACAUGCAUUGUUUGUUCUCAAGAAGUUGUUAAUCGUUUCCAUGUUCCACCCCUACUAACUACAAUUAUUGGAGAUUGCUCUAGAAGUUUUAAGAAAAAAAAGGGGUUGAU
Linum trigynum is the source of this 2310-nucleotide messenger RNA. The record is from the annotation of a GenBank genome assembly. Lineage: Eukaryota; Viridiplantae; Streptophyta; Magnoliopsida; Malpighiales; Linaceae.